Messenger RNA from Drosophila erecta, 513 nucleotides. RefSeq lists its product as uncharacterized. NCBI's taxonomy places the organism in Eukaryota, Metazoa, Arthropoda, Insecta, Diptera, Drosophilidae. The record is from RefSeq and is a predicted model, not a curated record.
AUGAAAGCGCAACAGACAACGGCAGGACCACAGGAACACGACCACACGACAACUGAGCGGGACUGGAUUUGAGGACAGGGGCAGGAACAUGGACAUGGACAUGCCGGGAGUGGUAGUGGGAGUGGGGGGACAAGCAUAAGAGCUGGAGAUACAGGACAACUAAAUAGGCGAACCGCAAAAACUCAUCGUCAAGGAGCGACAGAUACGGCCAGGGAAAAGUGGGAAAAUAGAUGGGGAAUCCAACUAUGCAGCCAUAAUAAAAUUCACGGGAAUAGAGAUGAAAGCAGUGAGCGAGCACAGUCGUCCGUAGGACCUCGAGCCGAUGCCGCAUCCGGGUCCGGAUUGCCCCACCCGGCGUCCCCGGAAAGGAGGAGUCGCUCGAAUUGCGGCUGGGGCUGUCACUUAGCGCGUGACAUGUGUCAAAACAAGCGGCAACCGCAGCGAGACCGUGACCAGAGCCUCCGAGCCUGCUGCACAAGUGCAUCGCCGGCUUCGUCCUGGGAGUGCUGUUAA